Molecule: messenger RNA, 4118 nt
Organism: Ictalurus punctatus (channel catfish)
Lineage: Eukaryota; Metazoa; Chordata; Actinopteri; Siluriformes; Ictaluridae
Gene: clic4
Product: chloride intracellular channel 4
Exons: 6
Coding region: 365-1120 (251 amino acids)
Source: RefSeq, a predicted model, not a curated record
CCUUCCCAGUGUGUCCACAUCCCCAUCCACGACCAUCCCGCCCUGAAGUCUGAACACACACACACACACACAAACAGACUCAGUGAGAGUGGCUGUAUCUGCGGCCAGCGAUGCCGAACUGAUCCCUAAUCCCGAGUCUGUGAGAAAAAGAAUAUAUAAAAAUAUAUUAACAGUUUGGAAUAAGCGCGUAUCGACGGUGUUUCAUCCUCUCAGUGAGGCAGGGGUGCUAGCUAAGAAGCUAACCUUACUCAGCUCUGGAGGAAAGUUUGCGCGAGGACCACUUUCUGUGCGCGCGCGUGUGUGUGUUGUUUUUUUUUUUUUUUUUUUUCUCCUUUAAACCAAAUUUCAAGCGGAAGGUUCGGGAAUGUCUCUGUCGGUACCGCAGAACGGACAAGGCGAUAACGAACCCGUUAUCGAGCUUUUUGUCAAGGCGGGCAGUGAUGGAGAGAGCAUAGGGAACUGUCCAUUCUCCCAGCGUCUCUUCAUGAUCCUCUGGCUGAAGGGCGUGGUGUUUAACGUCACCACCGUCGACCUGAAAAGGAAACCAGCGGAUCUUCAGAACCUGGCUCCGGGAACGCACCCUCCUUUCAUCACGUUCAACGGCGAAGUCAAGACUGACGUCAACAAGAUCGAGGAGUUCCUGGAGGAUGUGCUCAGCCCACCCAAGUUCACUAAGCUCAGCGCCAGGCACCCCGAGUCCAACACGGCCGGGAUGGACAUCUUCGCCAAGUUCUCCGCCUACAUCAAGAACUCCAAACCAGACGCCAACGAGGCUCUGGAGCGAGGCCUGCUGAAGACGCUGCAGAAGUUGGACGAGUACCUGCGCUCGCCCCUGCCCGACGAGAUCGACCACAACAGCAUGGAGGACGUCAAGGUGUCCAGCCGCAAAUUCCUGGACGGAGAGGAGAUGACGCUGGCCGACUGCAACCUGCUACCCAAACUGCACAUCGUCAAGGUGGUGGCGAAAAAGUACCGAGGCUUCGAGAUCCCUAAAGACAUGACGGCCGUGUGGAAGUACCUGAGCAACGCGUACUCCCGCGACGAGUUCACCAACACCUGCCCCAGCGAACGGGAGAUCGAGAUCGCCUAUGCCGACGUGGCCAAGAGGCUCGUCAAAUAAACACCCUCGCCACCAACAAACAACAACAACAACAACAUCCCCCUUUCCCUCCUCCUUUUCUUUCCUUUUAUCACCCCCAACACUGGGACGUCUUUAUUUUCACACAGGGGAAAAAAAAAACAAAACAACUACAGACUCUUUUUUUUUUUUUUUUUCUGUUUCUUUAGAGUUUAUAAAUAAUAACCCAGUGCAUGACACAUAUAUAAAUAUAUAUAUAUAUAUUUUCUUCCUUAUUCAUACUUAAAGAUUCUACAUUUGAAGGUUAAAUCUGUUGAAUUACUUUUUUUUUUUUUUUUUUUUUUGUAUCACAUGAGAAGUGCAAGUGUUAACGAGUUAACGAGUGUGUAUUGGUACAGCUCAAUAUAGCUCGCACAUGUAUACACACACACACACACACACUCCUCUUCCUGUAGCAAGCAUGCUGUGGUGUGUGUCCACCAGCCUUUUAUGAUUUAGGCAAAAAAAAAACAACCUAAACGCUUUUAUAAGCUUGCCCAGCGAGCAUCUAUGAAGUUUUCUCGUUUCGGAAUGGCGUUGAAACAGUGUUGGAAGCUCCAGUGUUUUUGUUUGUUUGUUUUUUGGGGGUUGUUUUAUUUUUUUUUUUAUUGUUGAGCGCUCCAUCAAGCACCGCCCGCUCAUCAGACUCCGACAUGAAAGUAGACCUUUAAAUCGAAAUCGGUUUCGUUUUCUUUUUUUUUCUUCUUCAGCAGGUAUUACUAACCUUUUUAUUGUUUAUUUUGAUAAACACGCGGCCGGCAAAGCAGGUCAUUUAAUUCAUUUCAGGUGUGCGCGAUCGUACUUUCACAUCGCAGACGUAAGAAAAGGAAAAAAAAAAGAAAAAAAAGAUGUUAGUUUAGAAAUGAACGCUAACAGGAUGUCGUGUACGCAUGGGGACAGGGUGCCAAAACUUUUACAGAUGACCCGAAGGUGACGAGAAGUCCUGCCGAAUCAGCAGGUGAACUCGGCGGUAAUUUAAACAUUUGACUCUCAAAUUUUUUACUUUUUUUUUUUUUUUUUUUUUUUUUUAAACAUUUGAAUGUAGCUGAACGAAGGCCUUAUUCAGGUGCACGAGUUUUAAUACGACGCCUCCUCCUCCUCCGGCCGCCAUCGUUUUCUUACAGCGCCGCGCGCGUGUGAUUCAGCUUUGUGUUUUCAACGUCGAUAAAGAAAAAGGGGGGAAAAAAUGCAGCGUAUCAUCGACAGAGAAAACAAACAAAAACAAAUGAUUGUACUCUCGAAGGAAAAAAAUGACGUAGUGAUCUAGAAGGACAGAAUUAUUACCACUUUGUUCUUUUUCUAAUAUUGGAUGGGUUGAAUAUUGAAUAUUUUUUUUUUUUUUAAGUAAUUUGAAAUAAAAAGGUACAAAAGUGCAUUUUAUUUUUCGUUCCAUAAAUAUAUGUUCUCUUGUUGGAACUGUUCCAUCAUAACAACACGCCGCUCGGGAUAACGGCGUCUGCGCGAUGCCUUAAAUGUAAAUGUACUAACGAGCUUCUGUGUUUGUUUUCCGGGCGGCGCUGAUGCGUGUGCAUCCAUACAGCCAUGAUGAUGAUGAUGAUCGGGACCCGUGUUUAAUCUCACACCGCAUUCAGAAGGAAAAAACACACCACACGCUCCAACGGUGCACUUUCCAGAUGUGACGGGACCAUCUGAGGAAACAAAGCCAUGUUGUUCAGGACCUUAAAAAGUGGCUUAAAUGAUUUAAAGGUGCGGUCUGUAAUUUUUCCUAUAGAUCUGCGCUCAGCAUUUUAAAGUCAGUGUAGAUAACACCGGCGAUGAGUUUCCCAUAACGGAGAGCCGCGUUAAACGGUAAAGCCGAGGAGCCGACGUUUACGUUUCGGCCGUGACACGCCUUACUGCCUUCGAUCCGUUGCUACGGUGACGCGGGAGACACCUUCCGCUAAAAUGGGUCGGACCGAACGCGCGUGAAAAACACGCAUUUGUGGUUGCUUUUAAGUACAAUGAGUAGCUCCUACACGGGCGGAGUCACACGGGCGGAGUCCAGGAUGUGGAGUUAGGCUUAUGCUUGUGUACUGUAUGUAUAGGAGGAGUUGGAUUAGAUCCAGCUUUAUGUCCUGGACUCCUGGUUCACAUAGCAAACAUCUACUAAAAUAAAUAAGCCGUCUCGUUUCAAACAGGUUACUGUGGUAAAAUUCCGUUUGAUCUCUGGAUUGGAUUUUCUUGUUUGCAAUAUUAACAAUGUUGGUGCCUCUGUGGUAAAGCGAGCACCACACUGAACUCUCUCUCUCUCUCUCUCUCCCCAUUAUCUUACUUGUGUUACCCCCCCCCCCCCCCCCCAGCUUUAAAUUAGCUCCUCCCCCAAGCCAGAACAGGAUUGUUCAGCUCCACCCGUUUUUCCGAUUUCUGCGCGUUUUUAACGUUACAGACUGCCCCUUUAAUACGAGACAUCAUCGAUGAAAUGGGUAUGAUAAAUAAAAUAAUCACAAAUCUGUUCAAUUUCACAAAAACAGUCCGGGGCGGGGGUAAAGCCGAGCGAGGUUUUCACUCUUUUUAAAAAGAGAAUUCAUUCCAAACAGCUCCGUUUCUCCUGAUGAAGUGCUGGAAAGUUCUAGUACGAGUUUUACUUUACUUCGUGCGCUCUCCACCAGGCCCGUCAAAACCCGCGCUCAAAAACGGACCGCCCGAUAUAUACCCGGAAUUAAUGAAGGAAAAGAACGCGGUGAUCCGAGAUGUUCCUCAGAACUCCGAUGGUCUGGACUGAAUCACGUGCCUUCUGAAGAUCUCACCAUCAGCAGGCAGUACAGCUAUAUUACAUUUUUUAUUUUGGUCUUGUUCAGAAAGAUGACGGAUGUGAAUUCUUGUCUCUCGCCGAUGUCCGACUCCGAUACUGAAUGUUGAAGGUGCCUUCUUUUCUAUUUGUUUGUUUUCCCAUAUAACACACACACACACACACACACACUUUCCUACACUGCUCAUUGAAAUGCUGCAUGUUCCGCCAUCACGCUCUCGUUAAUAAUAAACUGCUGGCAGCUAUGACUAA